This is a messenger RNA of Funneliformis geosporum, 1239 nucleotides long. The record is from the annotation of a GenBank genome assembly. NCBI's taxonomy places the organism in Eukaryota, Fungi, Glomeromycota, Glomeromycetes, Glomerales, Glomeraceae.
AUGUCAAAGAAUCAACCAGUCGAUCCAGUUCCAAGCACUUCUGUUAGUGGGAAAUCUAAGAGUGGUGGUAAAACCAAGGAUGAAACUAAAAUAUUAGAUCCUCCUACUAUUGAGACUGUUGCUCAUCUUAUUAAAACUGAAAGAGUGAGACAAAUUGUUGUAAUGGCCGGUGCUGGUAUUUCUACAGCUGCUGGUAUACCAGACUUUCGUUCACCCGGUACUGGUCUUUAUGAUAAUCUUCAAAAAUAUGAUUUACCAUAUCCAGAAGCUAUCUUUGAUAUCAGCUUUUUCAAAGAAAACCCAGAACCAUUUUUCGCGUUGGCAAGAGAAUUGUAUCCCGGAAAAUUCUUGCCUACCAUAACACAUUAUUUCUUAACACUUUUACAUCAUAAAAAAGUUUUACGACGUUGUUUCACACAAAAUAUUGAUACAUUAGAAAGACUUGCAGGAUUACCAGAUGAUUUAAUCGUAGAAGCUCAUGGGUCUUUUGCUAAAUCAAAAUGUUUAGAAUGUAAUAAGUUAGCUGAUGCUAAUUGGAUGAAAUAUAUGGUUUAUAGAGGCGACAUACCUAUGUGUGAUUCAUGUAAAGUUGGUAUUGUUAAACCUUGUAUCACUUUUUUUGGUGAAUCUUUACCUGACAAUUUUUUUCAAAGAAUUAAUGAUUUUACUAAAUGUGAUAUGCUUAUUGUUAUUGGAACUUCUCUGCAAGUUCAACCUUUUGCUAGUUUGCUUGAUGCCGUUGGAUCAAAGACUCCUCGUUUAUUAAUUAAUCUUGAAAAAGUUGGAGUUUUUGGAUUACAAGAUAUGGGAUUUGAUUUUGAUGGGAAAUAUCAAAAAUAUCAUAGAGAUGCUUUUUAUAAAGGAACUUGUGACGAUGGUGUUACUAAAUUGGCAGAAUUAUGUGGAUGGAAAGAUGCGUUACUACAACUAUAUAAAGAAGGCCGUGCAUCACUUAGAAAUCAACAUAGUACUAUCCCUGCAUCAAUUAUCACUACCGCCACUAGAGUUGAAAAGAAGAUUGAAGUUGAACCAAGAACUAAAGCCCAAGAAGUUGAUCAAUUAGUUAAAGAAUUUGAAGAUAAAAUUAAAAUUGAAUCGGAAAUUUCUGAAGUCGAUCAAAUGAUAAAAGACUUUGAUGAAAAAACCAAUUUAAACGAAAUAAAAGCUGUUGAUAAAGAAUCAUUAAAAGAGAACGAAACAAUUGAAUUAAAAGGUGGAGGUUUAACUGAAAAGCUUUAA